Molecule: messenger RNA, 597 nt
Organism: Pneumocystis murina B123
Lineage: Eukaryota; Fungi; Ascomycota; Pneumocystomycetes; Pneumocystales; Pneumocystaceae
Exons: 6
Coding region: 1-597 (198 amino acids)
Cellular component (GO): precatalytic spliceosome
Source: RefSeq, a predicted model, not a curated record
AUGGAAGCCUCUGAAACUAGAAAAGAUGAAUCUUAUAUGGAACAAUCUAUACAUUCUAUGAAUCCUGUUAACCUUAUUGAGAAAAUAAUUAGAGAGAGAAUUCUUGAAUGUAGAUAUUAUAAAGAAAUGUGUUUUGGAUUAACUGCAGCAACAAUUUGUGAUCGAGCAGUUAAGAUGAAAUAUAUUGGAGGACAAUAUUUAAAUCAAAGACCUACGGAAUUUUUAUGUUUAACAUUUAAAUUAUUACAACUUCAGCCAGAAAAAGAAAUUAUUUUAGAAUAUCUCUAUGCAAAUGAUUUUAAAUAUCUUCAGGCGCUUGCCGCAUUUUAUAUUCGACUUACAUUUCCUGCUAAAGAAUGUUAUCUUAUUCUUGAACCAUUUCUUAAUGAUUAUAGAAAAUUGCGAAUUAGAUAUUCAACAGGGUUAUAUGGUUUAAGUUAUAUUGAUGAAUUUGUUGAUCAUCUUUUAAAUCAAGAACGUGUUUGUGAUAUUGCUCUUCCUCGACUACCGACUCGCUUUAUCUUGGAAGAAAUGGAGGAACUAGAGCCAAGAAAAAGUGCAUUAGAAAGUGAAUUGGAAACAGAUGAAGAUAACUAA